AUGGAGACCGACAUUGAGACAGAAGACAGGAGUGGGACACCCGUGCCAGGCUCUUCUCUUGACCCAGACUCUCCCAUGGUAGACUCUCCUCUCUACCCCAGAAGUCCAAAGAUCAACCUGGCUUCAAGGGAGGAGGAUGAGGUAGAUGAGGAAGAUGCAUUCAUUACCAUCGCGUCUGUUCCUGCAUCUGUUCCCGCAUCGCCAACUAAGGAAACCGUAGUAGAAUCUAUGGUAGAGCCUAUGACGGAACCUAGGCAUCGGCGAAAGAGAUCACUUAUACCCACUCCUAUAUCCAAACCAACGCCGAGACAAACACCUAAACCAACACCUAAACCCAGCCCGGUACCUGAUGAUGAGCUCUCCAGUCUAGCCCGUGAACUAGAAGGUUGUACCUGGGAACAACUGCAACAGCGGUUUACCGAAGAAAUGGACGAAAGAUCCAAAGCUGAAAAUACCCUGCAGAAAGAGACUGCUGAUCUCCUUGAAGUGUUUAUGGCGUGGUCGCAGACAACUACAUUCCGUGAUGAAGAUAGAGCUUAUAAGAGGUUUAAAACUCGCAUGGAUCAUGUCCAGAAGUCAGAAGCAAAUCUAGAAGAAAAGAAAGCACAUUAUUCCAACGUGGUCAAGGCAUUUGAGAGUGCUCUUGCCCUCCUACGCACAGAGUGA
Nannizzia gypsea CBS 118893 is the source of this 666-nucleotide messenger RNA. RefSeq lists its product as hypothetical. Lineage: Eukaryota; Fungi; Ascomycota; Eurotiomycetes; Onygenales; Arthrodermataceae. Bases 1 to 666 code for a protein of 221 amino acids. The record is from RefSeq and is a predicted model, not a curated record. The transcript is spliced from 4 exons.